This is a messenger RNA of Rhizophagus irregularis DAOM 181602=DAOM 197198, 857 nucleotides long. RefSeq lists its product as uncharacterized. The record is from RefSeq and is a predicted model, not a curated record. NCBI's taxonomy places the organism in Eukaryota, Fungi, Glomeromycota, Glomeromycetes, Glomerales, Glomeraceae.
CAAGGAGAUCUAUCAAAAGAAUGGAAGAUUAAUAAAGAAAUAGAUAAGUUAGUUGAACAAAAUAAUUACUAUAAAGGACAUAUAAGAAAACCACUUUUUGAUAUGAUACCUCUUAAUCACUGGGUUCCUGAUGAAUUGCACAUUAUGCUUAGAAUUACUGAUCGUUUAUGGAGUCUUGUGAUAGCAGAAUUAACAGAAUAUGGUUUGUUUAAUGAUACUGCACGAAAGAUAAUUGUAGAGGAAAUGAAAAGAAUUAAAGUUAAGUUUCAAUUCUGGCAAAUUCAAGAAUCUAAAACUUGGAGCUACACAUCAUUAAUGGGAAAUGAUAAGAUCAAAGUAUUACAAUUCUUUGAUUUAUCAAAAAUUCUUUCAAGACAACGCGCUAAUAUGAUACGAAAUCUAUGGAAUAAAUUUUAUGAACUCUACAUAAAAAUGAAGGACCAAAAAACAAAUGCUGAAGAAUUUCAAAAUGAUGCAAAGAAUUGGCUUACUUUAUUCUUAACGCCAUCUGAAGGUAUUCCAAAUACUCAAGGAUUCAAAAAAGGUCUUUAUAAACCUAAUGAUAUGACACCUUACAUUCAUGUGUUAGUCCAUCACGUUUCUGAAUUUAUGACAAUUCAUCAAAAAUGGGGAUUAAAGUCAUUUUCAUGUAGUGCAGUGGAAAAAAAAAAUCAUCAGCAAGUUUCUUAUUUUUUUCGUAAAACAAUGAAAGAUGGAGGUAGAAAAUCCAAGUCAUCAGCAAUUAUUGAGAUCUUAGAACAUGAAAAUCGAUCUCUUUUUUACAAUUACCAUAAUGUUUCCUUAAACUCUCAAAAACCUCAUAAAAUUCAUAUUAAAGCUGAAAAUAAUUAGAAUGA